Molecule: messenger RNA, 5572 nt
Organism: Oldenlandia corymbosa var. corymbosa
Lineage: Eukaryota; Viridiplantae; Streptophyta; Magnoliopsida; Gentianales; Rubiaceae
Source: the annotation of a GenBank genome assembly
AAAAAAUAAAUGUAAAACUUCUAAAAAAUAAUAAUUAUUGAAAUGUUUGACAUUUAAAAAUGUCUAACAAAAUCAAUGUCAAACUCAAAUCUCCUUAAUUUAAAUUUUAUAUUUUGUUAUAAAUGCAUGAAAAUGAGACUAAAGAAUUGAGUGUGUGUAUGGCAAUUUCUUUUGGGAAGUUAAAAGGAAUCGGCAAAUGAUCUUUUGUGACACUUUCUUGUGUUAAUACAUAUACUGUUAGAGAGAGAAGGGAAAAAAGCCUAAUUGUUAGGGUAGUAUUAUCAAAAUUUUAAUUGCCACGAAAGCCCUUCUUAAAACCCUUCGUUCUUUUCUAAAGUCUAAACCCUGCAAAAAACUGAUACCCAAAUUCUACAAAUGCAUUACAGCCUCCUCCACCUCCGUCGUUCCCAUCACCGCCACCACCAAAUCCGGCGGCUCUACGAUGCGGCAGCGUCGAUAAAUUGCGUCCGAGACCGCGGUCUCGACCACGCCGUGGAGAGAGAAAGGAACCUCAAGCCAGUCCUCAACCUCAAAAACCUCAUCGUAUCUGAGCCCUCAAAGUCGCUCCCACUCUCCAUCAUCACUCAAUCCAAAGAUUCCCUGAGAAUCCCUGUUCGCCCAAUUGAACUUAUCCGUAGAUACAGGUCGGUGUUUGAAGAAUUUCUCCCUGGCGGAAUUGGCAUCCAACCCCACAUCAAGCUCACCCCUGAGGUCCUCAACUACCACAAGGAAGAACAGCUUGUGUACGAAAGUGUUCUUUACAAACAAGAUGUAGCUGAUCGGCUCCUGAAGCUUCUGAUGGUUAGUAGAAUCAAUAAAAUUCCUGUUCGUGUUGUUAAUGAAUUAAAAUGGGAACUGGGUUUACCCCAAGAUUAUUUGAAAUCCAUUGUUCCGGAAUUUCCUGACUAUUUUAGGUUGAAAUGUGAGUCAAAUGAAGAUGUAUUAGAGUUAGUAUGUUGGAGUGACGAGCAUGCUGUUUCGACUCUUGAAAAGAAAAGGAGUUUUCCCAUUGAGUUUCCUUUGAAGUAUUCCAGUGGUUUUGAGAUGGAUAAGAAGUAUAAGAAAUGGGUGGAUGAGUGGCAAAAGUUGCCUUACAUUUCGCCUUAUGAGAACGCUUCUCAUCUUGUUUCCAAGAGUGAUGAGUCGGAUAAAUGGGCUGUGGCCAUUUUACACGAAGUUCUGAAUCUUUUUGUUGGAAAGAAGGCAGAGAGGGAGGUUUUGCUUGGUUUAGGAGAAUGGUUAGGUCUGAGGUCGAGGUUUAAGAGGGCAUUUUUGCAACAUCCGGGUAUAUUUUACGUCUCCAGCAAGCUCAGAACUCAUACUGUUGUUUUGAGGGACGGUUUUAACCGGGGCAUGUUGGUUGAAAGGCUCCCUCUGAUGGAAGUGCGGUUUAAGUAUGUUCAGUUGAUGAACACCAUAAAGGAGGACCCGGUAAAUAAAGAGAAACCGAAAGAAUCUCCGAAGGAGGGCCUGGGAAAUAAUGAGAAACUGAAAGAAUCUGCAGAGGACGACCCAGGAAAUAAAGACAAUCUGAAAGAAUCUACAAAGAUACAUGAUGGAAAAGAUAAGGAAGAACAAGGGGAAUUCUAUGAGUUAUCAGAUGAACAGAGUACUGAUGAUUAUGAAGACCAUGAUGAUGAUGAUGAUGAUGAGCCUACUGAAAGGAAGAAUUCAAGAGCAUCUCGGAAUAGAAGGUUUGAAGUAGGGGAGUCGCCAAGUAGAAGAAACUCGAGUGGAAGGAAAUCAAGAUUUAAUGUUAGAACAGACAUUCGUGAUUCUGGAAGGGUCCAUGGGAGAUCAUCGCGAAGAAAUAACAAUAAUAAUAAUGAUGAUGAUAAUGAGUAUGCUGAGAAGAUGAAUUCAAACAAUUCAGUGUCAUCACGAAAUAGAAGGUUUGAAGGAAGAGAGUCUCAAAGUACUGCCUUAAGGGGACCAGCUAGAAGAAACUCAGGUGGAAGUACUACUAAAUUUCAUUUGAGAACAGAGACUCGUGAUUUCCGAGGGAGAUCACAGAGAAGAAAUGACGACAAUAAUUCUGAUGGACAAAAGGGAAGGAUGAAUUCAAAAAAUAAGAGAGCACCAUAUGAGAAACAGAACAAAGUGAGUAAAAGUGCGGCUUUCUGAGAGUGCUGGAAGAAGUAGAUGUGAAUUGAGAAAGCAUAUACAGCGCCAUAUCCCAGGAUAUUUGGAAAUGCUUUUUAUAUCAUUAGGGGUGUUACAUGCCUUCAGAAACUGGAAGUAUUCCUUCAAAGAAAGGACUUCAACCAGGUGAUGCUGGGAUGUUAGGCAACCUAUUUUUGUUACAUGCCUUCUGCAAAUGAAUGAAAUUGCUUGAUUCGUUGUUGGCAAUCCACGAUGUUGUGUUUUAUGAUCUGCCACAUAUAAAUUUUCCCCAUGCAAGUACUGAAGUUGCAUGCACCAUACUCUCUGCUUCAAGAGCAGACCUUUUCGGCCAACAAGAGGCACUUCGCUGCAUGGCGUCUGAUCUGUUGAUUAUGAAAGCCAGCAACAAGUCACCCUGGUGGUUGUAAGGCUUGUUUUAUUGUUGUCGGGGAAUUAUUUACUAUAUUUCUUAAGAAUGAAGUUUGCCUGACAUAAUCGGGAAGGAAAAUUUUGAAGUUGUAAAUCCUGUUGAAAGGAUGUAAAAUUUGCUCAACGCUAUCUGAUUUUUUGUCACACCAGACGCUCCAUGGACAUAAGUUUGCCUUACAGGGAGUUUUGAACCAAAUCUAAUUGAAUGUAAUUUUUGUACACAGAGAUUUGGUGAUUAUCUGUCUGUGUUCCUUUUCUGUUUCCUCCAAUCCGUCUUGAUAUUGUUCCCUUUCAACUGCAUUGUGUUUUACUCGCUGAAUUAGUCUUCUGAGAAUCAGUUAGAUGGACAUCUCAAAUGCAGAUUUUAGAAAGGGCUUGUCUGUUCUUCCCUACAUCCACAUUUCAUGUUCAAAGUGUUAGAAUUAAUGUCAAGUUCUUCCGUGUCUUACUAAUCUCCUGGAAAUGGUUUGUGACAGAAUUAAUCAUUAGUUUGUGAUCAAACUUUUAUCAUCCCGUAUUGCCUUCCCCUGUGAACAUUGCUCACAUUAAAAAAUUUGAACAGAGCAUUUUAAGGUCUUAUCAGAAACCUUUCAGCAUUGAUUGGAACUAUUGGACUAUAACAAGUUGUUUUGUGUCUUCUCACUCCAGCUACUUUAGUCAUUGAACUGUUUUCUGGAUGAACUCGCAUCUAUCAUCAUUACUCGUUAGAGUCAGUUGGACCAUAGUAUUUACUACUCAAGGGAUUAACUUGGUCAGGCUACCAAUAGUCAUUGCAGGAGCAGAACCCAUCCCUAAAAUGAUGGAAGCGACUCGAAUCUCUUAAAAUAAUCUCACGGUCAACAAUUUUCGCUAUGAGUUUGAUGGCAGAGUGGCAAUCCUCACACACACGCAGAUUCUUCAUAACUGUUAUCGGUCCGCAACUCCCUGCAUUACUGAUUAGAGCAAAACAUAUAGCUAGCCUCUCACUAUGAAAGGACAAUGCUGCUUCUUUUUGUUCAUCUUCAACAUCAUGUAGAGAAUAUCUCCGAUCAGGGACAUACCCCAAGUCCUUCAACUUUUCACCCAACCAUUCCAGCUUUUGAUAUAUUUCACGGCUGAGAGGGUGCGAUCUACUGCCAGACACAAAUUCGUGCCUCACCCCCUUGUGCGUUACCCAACUGAUUCCGGGUGUUUUGAUGGUUCCACACUUUUUCAUCUGUGUUCUAACUUUGGCAACAUCAUUCCAUCUACCAGCAAAUGCAUACAUAUUUGACAGCAGUAUAUGAGCAGAGCUGCAUUGGGGCUCCAUAUUUAAAAUAUCAUGUGCGACUUUUUCAGCUAUAUCAAAAUUGUAAUGUUUCCGGCAGCCAUUUAGAAGAGAGAGCCACAUUGACAAAUUUGCUCUCAUGGGCAUGUUUGUAAUUAACAUUUCUGCCUCUUCCAAUUCUCCACAUCGGCAUAGUAUGUCCAACAUGCAGGAAUAAUGUUCAAGCUUCACUUCCAUUGAUUUACUUUGUUGCAGACACUUAAAGAUAUGUCUUCCCUUCUGAAGCAUGCCAGAAUGACUACAAGCAGAAAGCAAACCAGUAAACGUGAUACCAUCCGGCUCAAAUCCUGCACGUAUCAUUUGACAGAAAAGGGCCAGGGCUGGCUUGCCAUAUCCAUGUUGUGAACAACCAACAACUACAGAAUUCCAAGAUACAAUGUUCUUGCAUGUAAUCUCGUUGAAGACAUCUAUGCCAUAACUUAUAUUUCCACAUUUAUUAUACAACACAACAAGAGAAUUACCCACAAAGUCAUCAGUGUCCAAUCCAAGCUUGACGGCUGCACUGUGUAUUUGUUUUCCAAGAUAAAUGACCUCCAACUCACAAGAAGAGUGUAAGGCACUGGUAAAGGAAGAUUGAUUGGGAAGAAUUCCAUUUCGAAACAUGGCCACCAAAACACUUAUGGCCUCUUCAUGCUCAUUAUUCGAACCAUAUCCAGUCAUAAGCGAUGUCCAAACCACAACAUUCAUGUGCAGCCUCUCGCUAAAAACUUUACAAGAAUCUUUCAUUCGCUUAAAAUUCGCAUAGAACGAGAUAAGAGAAGCACUAACAUAUGCAUCAAAAAGGGCCCCUAACUUGAUCAUAUGCCCAUGAAUUUGAAGGCCAAAAAAUAAGUCCGACACUUUUGGGCAAGCUGUGAUCACACUUGAGAGACUACUCGCGUUCGGCACUACACCAGACCUCAUCAUCUCCAAGAAAAGCACCCGAGCCUCGUCACUCCUUCCAUGUCGAUCGAGUCCACUAAUCAUAGAAGUCCAUAAAAUAACAUUCUUACAAGGAAUCAUGGCGAAUAGCUUGAUUGCGUCCUCCACUCUACCAUUUUCGAAAUAUCCAUUUAUCAUUACAUUCCAAGCAGCGGAAUCCCUCACAGGCAUCGCCCAAAACAACCUCUCCGCCUCUUCAACUCUUCCAUGUCUUAACAACCCGUUAAUUAAAGUAGUCCAGGAAAUUACAUUCCUUUCAGGCAUUUCAUCAAAGAGUUUCAAACCCAUCUCUAGUUUCCCAAGACGCAAAUACCCCUUCAACAUUAAAUUCCAUACAACUAUGUCUUUCUCAGGCAUUUUCUCAAACACGUCUAAGGCUUCAUCAAAGUUGUCGUUUUCGAUUAACUUGGCGAUCAUUUUAGUAGAAUGAUACACAUGUGGAGAUCUAAUAUUUCCAGAAACGGCUUUGGCUUGAUCAACCUUUUGACUCGUGAAGUGUUUACACAAAACUGGAUCGUUAUUCGGAGCCCUUAAAUUGGAGAAUUCAGCAAAACCCAUUAAAGGUUUUGUGGGCUUCGAAGAAAUGUGUCUCUGAAAGUUAAAAAGGUGAAGGAUCUUCUUGGUGAAGAAUCCAAAUUUCGAAACAUGGGGGGAUGCAUUUCUGUACAUUUGGGAAGAGGCCUUAGCAAAUUAGUAUGAAGAGUUUACAGAAAGCAGUGUGAGGUACAAAACCAGUAGCUGGAAGUGCUGGAACCUUGGAUUUUGGUGAAAAAAAAAAAUGGAAUGAAUUAUGUUGGGACGAAGAUUAAACCC